Micromonas commoda is the source of this 1085-nucleotide messenger RNA. RefSeq lists its product with no specific name. Lineage: Eukaryota; Viridiplantae; Chlorophyta; Mamiellophyceae; Mamiellales; Mamiellaceae. Gene Ontology annotation, molecular function: guanyl-nucleotide exchange factor activity. The transcript has a single exon. Gene Ontology annotation, cellular component: cytoplasm. The annotation marks the transcript as partial. The record is from RefSeq and is a predicted model, not a curated record.
AUGAAGUGCUGGGGCAAUGGCGACUUCGGGCAGCUCGGCUACGGUGAUACCCGGAAUCGCGGGGACGGCCCCGGCGAGAUGGGCGACAACUUGCCAAUCCUUGAUGUUGGAGGGUCUUCGCUUGCUUUCAAGGUCAAAGCUGUCUCUGUCGGUAUAUCCCACACGUGUGCCAUCCUGAACGACGGCAGCGUGAGGUGCUGGGGCUCUGGGUCCAACGGGCGGCUCGGCUACGGUGAUACCCAGAAUCGCGGGGACGGCGCCGGCGAGAUGGACAACUUGCCCUCGGUGGACUUGGGGUCUGGUCGGUCGGCUAAGUUCAUCGCCGCCGGUGAAUCCCACACGUGUGCGAUCCUGGACGACGGCAGCGCGAAGUGCUGGGGCUCUGGCGCCAACGGGCGGCUCGGCUACGGCGAUACCCAGAAUCGCGGGGACGGCGCCGGCGAGAUGGGCGACAACUUGCCCUCGGUGGACUUGGGGUCUGGUCGGUCGGCUAAGUUCAUCGCCGCCGGUGAAUCCCACACGUGUGCCAUCCUGGACGACGGCAGCGUGAAGUGCUGGGGCUCUGGCGCCAACGGGCGGCUCGGCUACGGUGAUACCCAGAAUCGCGGGGACGGCGCCGGCGAGAUGGGUGACAACCUCAGGGCAAUCCACUUUUCACCUACUGUCAAGACUAUUGUCACAGGAAAGGCCUUUACUUGCGCGCUACUCUACGACGGCAGCGUGAAGUGCUGGGGCCUGGGUCAAAACGGGCAGCUCGGCUACGGUGAUACCCAGAAUCGCGGGGACGGCCCCGGCGAGAUGGGCGAACGCCUGCCCUCGGUGGACUUGGGGUCUGAUCGGUCGGCUAAGUUCAUCGCCGCCGGUGGAGAUCACACGUGUGCCAUCCUGGACGACGACAGCGUGAAGUGCUGGGGUCAGGGUCAAAACGGGCAGCUCGGCUACGGCGAUACCCUUUCUCGCGGUGACAGCGCCGGCGAGAUGGGCGACAACUUGCCCUCGGUGGACUUGGGGUCUGGUCGGUCGGCUAAGUUCAUCGCCGCCGGUGAAUCCCACACGUGUGCGAUCCUGGACGACGGCAGCGCGAA